AUGUAUUAUCCUUAGCCCUAUUAUCCUUAAGCAUAUCCAUAAUAUAGGUAUUAACCCUAUGGUGUACGUCCAUAAGUACCAUAGUAAUGGAGACCACCUGUUUAUAAUGCUCCCCAAUAUCCAUACCCUGGAUUAAGAAUACCCCCGCCAACAUAUCCAUACAAUCCUUACAAUCCAUACACUUCAUCAAUCGUACCACCCACAUACCAACCACAACCAAUGUUAAGCUAAAUCAUGGCUUCGCCUUAACGAUAAUUCUAAUCCCCAGAUCGUUUGAAAGGAGCCUAGUCACCCAAUAGGAACAUGUUGAUGUAAUCUCAACAAGUCCCAAAAUCGCCAGCUCCUUAGUUGCAAUCCCCGAAUAGAUAAUAUCUGACAUAUGAAUAAGUGCAAGAACGCAUACGCAAGUAGUAACCUUAAUCGCCCCAAUAUCAUAAAUAAUAUACACCAUAACCCAAGCCUAGUUAAUAAAAACAACAACCAGAGGCAUCUAAAUAAAAAUAAUAGCCGACCUAACCACCCAAGAAGGAAGACGAUUUGGAUAAGAGAUACUAAAAUGCUCUCAAAAGCACAGAAGAAAUCAUCAAAAAGUACAACAUCGAUGAUUCUGGCAGCAAAGGUCGUUAAACUAAUCAAGAAAAUCAAGAAGCAGAAGCAGAGGAUGGCGAAAUUUAAGAGUUGGCAUUGUAAUAUGAGGACGGAUUCAUUUAUAGAGGAUAAGGUUAUCCUCCAUAGACUAGAAGUGGAUUUGGUAUCUUAACAGAUUCAGAUGGACAAUAAAUAUAUGCUGGAUAUUGGAAGGACAACUUAUAUGAUGGAUAAGGAAGAUUGACAAAUCUUCAAACUGAAGAAUUGACAGAACCAAUUGAUUGGAAUAAUAUGACAACUAUUGGCAAUGGAUGGGCAUCUUAUGAAGGAAACUUUUACCAAGGGAAAAUGCAUGGAUAAGGAACACUAAUCUUAACAAAUAAUGAAUAAUAUUUUGGAGAAUUUGAAGAUGGGAUGGUACAUGGUGAUGGAGAAUUCACAAAUCUUGAUGGAUAAGUCAUUAAAGGUAAAUGGGAUUAGGGAUAUUUAAUUUAAUUAUCAGAAUAAGAAUGAAAUCAUAAAAAUAUAUUUUACAAAUAUUUAAUUCAUUUUAUCAGAACUA
This is a messenger RNA of Paramecium tetraurelia, 1150 nucleotides long. RefSeq lists its product as uncharacterized. Lineage: Eukaryota; Ciliophora; Oligohymenophorea; Peniculida; Parameciidae. The record is from RefSeq and is a predicted model, not a curated record. The transcript is spliced from 4 exons. Gene Ontology annotation, cellular component: cytosol.